Stylonychia lemnae is the source of this 1743-nucleotide messenger RNA. Lineage: Eukaryota; Ciliophora; Spirotrichea; Sporadotrichida; Oxytrichidae. The record is from the annotation of a GenBank genome assembly.
AUGUAAAAAUAAUCUCACAAAGUCGAAAAAAGUGGGGCAUAAUAAUGCUAAAAAUGUCUCAGAUUUGGACAUUGGACUUAUGAGUGUAAAAAUGAAGCAGCUUACGCUUAUCGCCCAUCAAGAACGACUAUUAUCAAGAAUCCUGACCUAUAACCAGAAUAUGUAUUUGAAGCAGGACCAAAAGGACCAAGGAUUCAUGAUGGAGAUAAAAAAAGAAGUACAAUAUUGCAUAGUGAAAGUUCAGAUAGUGAAAGCUCAGGAAGUGAUGAUGAGAAGCUUUAACAAGAGCUGCUCAAGCUAAUAUAGAAGCAUUAAAAACUUGAUAAGAAGAAUAAAAAAGGAGGCGAUUCUUCUUCAUCUUCUUCAAGUUCAUCUAGUUCAGGCAGUGAUUCAUCAGACAAUGAUUCAUCAAGUGGAUCAGAUGAUGAAGCAAGUAGUAUCUCUGAGGAAAGUAGUGAAGGUGAAAAAAAGAAAAAAGAAAAAUCAAGAGGUAGUAAAUCAUCUCACAAAGAUAAUAUAUAAAAGUAAAAAGAGGCUGAUAAUUAAACAAAAAGAAGAUCAAGGAGUAGAGGUGAUAGAGAUCUAAAUCAUAAAAAGAGGGAUGAUGAGAGAUCUUAAUAGAGAGAAAAGGAUUAAAAUAAUCAUAAAGAGAGGAGAAGAUAUUCUAGAAGUAGAUCAUAUGAGAAAAAGAGAAGAGAUAGUAGAGAUGAUUAAAGAAGAGAUAGAGAAAGUGUUGCGGAGUUCUGUUGGUAAGAUAGAGAGAUUAGAUUCGAUAUCCCUAUCGCCUAACUUUAACCUAGAAAAGGAGAAGUCAUUGUUGAUUCAAUAAAUUCUGUGGAAGACACAAAGGGAAAUAAUGGAGAUAAGGGAAGCAUUUUGAUAACAAAUCUAAGGCUAAUUUGGUUCUCUGACUAAAAUCAAAGAAUCAAUCUAUCUGUAGGUUAUGAAUGCAUCUUGAAUACAGGAACAACAUAAGCCUUAUUCUUGAGAACUAAAUAUUAAUCAAGCAGAUAUGAAUUCAUCUUUACCUCGUUAGUAAAGAAUUCACCUAGACUUUUUACAUCUUUUCAAGCUGUUAUUAGAUCUUAUGAGACUUCUAAACUGUUCAGAGAUCUUAAACUUAGAGGAGCGAUUGUGUAAGAUAAACAGGUGAUUCUCUUACCUAAAGAACAAAUAUUUUCUAAAUACAAUGGUGUUUGGAAUCUAAGUGCAGAGUAAGGUAAUCUGGGAUUAUUUAUCUUAACGAAUGUGAGAGUUGUUUGGUAUGCUCAGCUUGCUGAAAAUUUCAAUGUGAGCUUACCUUGGGUAUAAGUUAAAUGUGUUAAAAUUAGAGAAAGUAAAUAUGGUAUGGCGUUAGUCCUUGAGACGUCGGAGUUUUCUGGGGGUUAUGUUCUAGGAUUUAAAGUUGACUAAUUAGAAGAAGUUUAUACAGAGGUCUUGAAUUUAUUCAAAACUUAUUCUCAAAAUCCAAUAUUUGGAGUCGAGGUGACAUUCGAGGAUGCCGAACAAAAUAUUGAAGCAGUAACUAUACCUAGAUAGGAAGAUAAUCUUGAAAUAAUUGAUAAUGAGUAUAAGGGAUUUGUUUCUUUGAGCAAGAACAAUUACUAAAUGGGAGGUAAAGAGGAAGAAAAAUAAUCUAUGGAUGAUAUUAAGAAAAACAUUAUGUUUUCAGAAGAGAUUGGAUUAGCGAUAGAAAGGCCUCCUAAAGGAAUGUCUCUUGAAUAGCUUUGGAAAAUUGUGUGA